UUUGACACAUGAUAAAUGUGUGGGAUUUAAAUCUCACUAUUAGUGACAGUAGUAUUGUAGCAUCCUCGCUAACAACAAAACUAAUGCAUCUAUCUAGUCAUUAGUGUCACUUUAGUACAGUGGCAUAUACUGUCAUACUCCUUCGUCACCUUCAUUUGAAACACGGUUAAAAAACAUACAUCUAUUUGUCAGUCACUUUAAUAUUCAAACAUAGUGAAAGCACAUAGUCUCCUGUACACUCAUCGUCAUUUGAUACAUGGUAAAGAAUGGCACUGUAGUUGGUGUCACCUUGCCGCAUUGAAUGUGUAAUAGCAGUGAGUUUUAUUGUGAAGGUUUGGGUGGAUGGGGCUCUUGUGCACGGCUGCGUGCAUGUGUGAUGUUAGGGAGUUUUUGGGUAUUUUUUUUUUCUCCACACAUCACAUCUGAGCCUCAGAGAGGAGGAAGCCUCUUGAGUUUCUCUCCAACAAAACAUCUCAGGAGAUUUUUAUUUUUCUUCAUCACCCCCAAAAGGAAUUUGGGGGUUUUCUUUUUUUUUGUUAGUUUUGUUUUGUUUUGCGGAUGCUUUGCAUCAAAGGAUGGACAAGUACGAGAAGAUGGGAAAGAUCGGCGAGGGUUCGUACGGCGUGGUCUUCAAAUGUCGCAACAGAGACUCUGGGCAGAUCGUGGCCAUCAAGAAGUUUGUGGAAUCGGAGGAUGACCCCACCAUCAGGAAGAUCGCGCUCAGGGAAAUCAGGAUGCUCAAGCAACUGAAACACGGCAACCUGGUGAAUCUGAUCGAGGUGUUUCGCCGCAAGAGGAAGCUUCACUUGGUCUUCGAGUACUGCGACCACACGGUGCUCCAUGAGCUGGACCGACAUCCCCAAGGCGUUCCUGAGCAUUUGGCGAAGAGCAUCACGUGGCAGACGCUUCAGGCCGUCAACUUUUGCCACAAGCACAACUGUAUCCACAGAGACGUGAAGCCCGAGAACAUUCUCAUCACCAAACAGCACAUCAUCAAACUCUGCGACUUCGGCUUCGCCAGGAUUCUCACGGGGCCGUGCGACUCGUACACGGACUACGUGGCCACCCGCUGGUACCGUGCCCCCGAACUGCUGGUGGGGGACACGCAGUACGGCCCCCCCGUGGAUGUGUGGGCCGUCGGCUGCGUCUUCGCCGAGCUCCUCUCCGGCAUUCCGCUGUGGCCCGGCAAGUCCGACAUGGACCAGCUCUACCUGAUCCGCAAGACCCUCGGAGAUCUGAUCUGUCGCCAUCAGCAGGUUUUCAGCACCAAUCACUUCUUCCAUGGCCUGUCCAUCCCGGAACCUCAACAAAUGGAACCUCUGGAGCUGAAAUAUCCAAACCUCUCCCACCAAACACUCAGUCUCAUGAAGGCUUGUCUUCGUAUGAACCCAAGCGAGCGUCUCGCGUGCGAGCAGCUGCUGCAGCAUCCUUACUUUGACAGCAUGAGACACAAAAGCCUCCCCAACGCUAAACAGAUCAACAUCAACACGGGGCAUGAUCGCCAUGGUAACAGGAGGACCCGCCUGCCGCGCAAACACCUGCCCGCCGGGUGUUUGCCUCAGCUGACGGGGAGCAGCAUCUUCCCUGCUCCGGACACCAAGAAGUACUUUCACAACCUCAACAAGUUCAACUACCACCUGCCCAACAUCUAGAAACACGUGGACUCGUGCCUCAACAAGACUCAGGAAAUGAAACUGGAGCUGAGCGACUGACAUUCGUCGGUAUCUUUUCCUCUUAUUAUUUUCAAGCGUUAGCUAGCUAGUUUAUGGAGGACAAGGAUCAUCGCGUGACGCCACGCUCCGCUCGUCAACGACAUGGAAGAUUUUGCCAAAUCUUCUGCACUGCAAGUCAAGUAGGACGCCACUUUUUUUUCUUGACUCUCUCAAUUUUAUUUAUUGAAAUCAGCACAACGAUCGUAAUAAAUAAGUCGAGACGAUCCCACAUUGGUGCUAUGGACGUCCGCAGCCGUCUCGGUGUGGAAAUGCCAAAUUAAUCGUGAAAAUUUCCGUGCCCCAAUUAAAGGCUCCUUCAUGUUGCGUUAGCUAUGGAUCAAAUGUUGCAAUACCACCAGGAACCUGUGGUGGAGGGCUGAAAUCGUCAGCUUAAAUUAGUGCUGCCUUGAGAUACGAGUUCGAUGUGUUUUGCGACCACGCUCGGAACACAAAAGAUUGACAUCUCAAAUAUUUUCCCGUUAAAAUGCAAUGAAUGUGUUUCAGCCACCCGCCCCACCCCUCAAGAAUAAAAUCAAAGAAAUUAUUGUAAUGUGUAAUUUACUUCGGAAAAGUAUCACUCCGUAAUGUUGUUCUUUAUAAAAACUUGCAUUGACACAAUUAAAUAGAACCCAACCCAAAAGAAUGAAACCGUUUUUGUCACACUGCUUUCCUACCUAGGGGGCAGUGUCAACAGUAUGACACUAAUACUUGUCAUUCUACGCAGGGGAUAAGGAAAGUAUGACUAAGUAUGUUAUCGGGCCUGUCUGCUAACCUACGUGGUUGUUUAAAUACACAAGAUGUACAAUAUUUUUGUUUUGCAGACAACCUCAACUGGGAAUGGCAACAAACAGCUAAGUCUCAUUUUUUCAAGAAUUGAGCCGCUUAUUGUGAAUUGAGUUGAGCCUCUAACAAUGUACUGUGCUCGCUUCGCAAGUCAAAGCAAAAAAACAAAACAAUAAAACAUCGGCCCUUAUCUCCAAAAACGUCGAGAUACUCACGUCUCAAGGCAGCAAAAUACUGUUGUUCUCAAACAUUAUGACUGUAAAUCUCUGUAUUGUAAUGCAGUUUGAACAUUAUCAUGCAAUUAAUUAUCCAUUAGAAAAGGUGUAUUUCAAUGAUUCAAUUCAAAUGUAUUGCGAAUACAAGGUAACUAAAAAUGGUACCUAAAUGAAAGUUUAAAAUCAAAGGUUUGAAGAUAACAUAAAUACAACUGAACUGUACUUGGGCAGCCAUUCUUUUGCCUACCACUAGAGGGAGCCCACGUACCACACUUUAAGUCUCACUGGCCCAAGAGCAUAAUUGGCAAAGUCAAUUUUAAAACUCCUGUCACAAUUCGGGCCCUACCGACAUGGAGUUUUUUAUGUUUAUGCCGAUUCUGAUUCGUGGCAGAGUAAAAUUUCGAUAAUUGAAUAAUCGUCAGAUUAUGUAAAAAUACACAUACUUUAUAAAAACUGUUUUUGGUCAAUAAAGAUAUUGAGUUUAAUAUUUUUUAAACUUUACAACAGUUUUGUUGCCUUUUUUUGGGGUGGGGGGGUCAUUAUCUUUGUCUUAGUUGUUAUGUGUUAAGUUGUUAAAAACAAACAAACAUGCAUGUACUUGGAUUUUGAUUUAUUCGGCCUGAUAAACAGAAAUGCUAACUGGCUGAACACGUCAAGAAAAAGCCGCUGGCCAAAAAA
Hippocampus comes (tiger tail seahorse) is the source of this 3388-nucleotide messenger RNA. RefSeq names its product cyclin dependent kinase like 1 (CDC2 related kinase) (gene cdkl1). Gene Ontology annotation, cellular component: nucleus. NCBI's taxonomy places the organism in Eukaryota, Metazoa, Chordata, Actinopteri, Syngnathiformes, Syngnathidae. The transcript has 10 exons. Gene Ontology annotation, molecular function: protein serine/threonine kinase activity; ATP binding. Gene Ontology annotation, biological process: protein phosphorylation. The coding region runs from base 576 to 1652 and encodes 358 amino acids. The record is from RefSeq and is a predicted model, not a curated record.